AUGUCGAGCGUUCCAAGGAAUAUACCUGUCCGAAAAUUGGAUGUGGAAAAGUGUUAUCCAUCCAAAUUGGGUAAACACGAAGACUCCCACGUUAAGUUGGAUGCAGUCGAGGCAUUAUGUUCAGAACCAGGCUGUAUGAAAUAUUUCACGAAUAAACAGUGCCUUAUGGAGCAUCUCUUGUCUUGUCAUCAGUACAUUGCCUGUGAGCUAUGUGGUGCCAAGCAGCUGAAGAAGAACAUUAAGCGUCAUCUUCGAACACAUGAAGUUGGGAUUUCCUCGGAGAGAAUCAGGUGUAGUUUCGAUGGUUGUGUGCAUAAAUUUUCAAAUCCAUUUACCUGUACCGUUCCUGGUUGUGGCAUGAAAUUUGCAUUCAAACACGUGAGAGACAACCACGACAAAUCUGGGUGCCAUGUCUACACUCAGGGAAAUUUCGAAGAGGCUAAUGAGCAAUUUCAAUUAAGAUCAAGAGGUGGCAGGAAAAGAAAGUACCCGGUUAUUGAGACUCUGAUGCGGAAAAGGGUUAUACCACCUAGUGAAUCAGAUCCUGUUAUGCGCGAGGGUCCACAAUACUUAUCAUGGUUACUUGAUGCAGAAUCUGAGGAUUAG
Molecule: messenger RNA, 606 nt
Organism: Fraxinus pennsylvanica
Lineage: Eukaryota; Viridiplantae; Streptophyta; Magnoliopsida; Lamiales; Oleaceae
Source: the annotation of a GenBank genome assembly